Truncatella angustata is the source of this 1071-nucleotide messenger RNA. Its product is annotated as putative peptidase family-domain-containing protein. The coding region runs from base 1 to 942 and encodes 313 amino acids. The record is from RefSeq and is a predicted model, not a curated record. Gene Ontology annotation, molecular function: metallopeptidase activity; zinc ion binding; integrin binding. The transcript is spliced from 4 exons. Gene Ontology annotation, cellular component: fungal-type cell wall; extracellular region; cell surface. NCBI's taxonomy places the organism in Eukaryota, Fungi, Ascomycota, Sordariomycetes, Amphisphaeriales, Sporocadaceae.
AUGAAGUCCUUCAUUACUUACCCUGUUCUUGGUGCAUUGGUUCUAGCUGGCGAUAUCGUUGCAGCUUCGAGGUUGCAAAGACGACAAGAAGCCGUCACAGUCACCCACACCGUCCCCGCACCACAGGCUUCGACGACAGCCUGGUCUUGGAAUGCAGGUGGCUCAAAUAUCUGGCCCAUCCACGAGUCCUGCAAUGCGACCGAGAAGGCACUCCUGAAGCGAGGACUUGACGAGGCGGCGACUCUUGCGGGCCAUGCUAAGGACCACGUCCUUCGCUUCGGUAACUCGUCUGAUUUCUACCAGAAGUACUUCGGCUCUGCAUCUACAGGCGAGGUCAUUGGAUGGUUUGACAAAAUUGCCAAUGGUGACCGCUCCAGAUACAAGUUUCGAUGCGACAACCCUGAUGGAAAUUGUGUCCUUCCUGCUUGGGGAGGACAUUGGCGAGGAGAGAACGCUACCGAGGAAACAGUCAUCUGCCCUCUAUCCUACGAAACUCGUAAGCCUCUGGACGGUUUGUGUGGCUACGGUUACACUGUCGCAUCUGGCGCUCUGAACGUUUACUUCGCUUCCGAUUUGAUCCACCGCUUGUUCCACAUGCCCAGCGUUGGAGAAGGCGUCGUUGAGCACUACGCAGAUACAUAUACCGAUUGUUUAGAGCUGGCUACAAGCAGCCCCGAGCAAGCAGUCAGAAACACUCACACCCUGCAGUACUUUGCACUAGAUGUGUACGCUUUCGAUAUUGCCUUGCCAAACGAUGGAUGCACUGGCAAAGCCCCCGAGGAGUCGAGCUCAAGUGCUGUUACCUCUGCUCUAGCCAGCCCCACAGAGGCAACUAGCACAAAUGCGGCGGUUACCGCAACUACGGCCGAUGAUGUUACCACAACAGCUUCAGCUGGUGCAGAAUGCCAUACACACUCCAACGGCGAUGUUCAUUGCUCAUAAGUGCGGGGAUAGGGACAAUGUUCACACCACAUCACGAAAAAGACAAAGCGUUAUUUAUUUCACGGACGUUGGUGGAAAAUGAUUACAGGAAUGGGAUGGACUGUGCCAGUUUUUAAAUAUGAUGUCAAU